CUUUUUCUGUUAAAUUUUAUAAGCGCAUAAGCGACCACAGAAAAAAGGCGCCAAAAAGAAGUCCACAGAAGUGAAGAUAAUAAAUAAACACCGUUUUCAUAGGUCCUGGCUGACAUUUGCUCAUAAUGAAGGUUACAACACCUGAGAUAUCCUGGCAUGAGCGUGACCCUAUAUACAGUGUGGAUGUACAACCAGGAAACAGAGCCAUAAAGAGACUGGUGUCUGGUGGUGUUGACAAAUUUGUCAGGGUAUGGCAGAUUAAGGAAGAUCUAGAUGGUAAAUAUGGAGUGGAGUUUCUAGCCAACUUGAAAAGACAUACCAAGGCUGUUAAUGUCUGCAGAUUCUCACCUGACGGUGACAUUUUGGCCACAGCUGGGGAUGACAGUGUCAUCAUAUUUUGGAAGUUAAGUGAGACGAGCUCAAUAAAUAAUAUAUUUCAAGAGGAUGAGGAAGACAAUAAGGAAAAUUGGGCUAUGCUGAAAGUAUUGAGAGGUCAUUUAGAGGACAUAUAUGACAUAUGUUGGUCUGCUGAUGGCAAAUAUAUGAUAUCAGGGUCUGUAGAUAACAGUGCCAUACUCUGGGAUCUUACUAAAGAUCAGAAGAUGGGCAUUUUCAAUGAGCACAAAAGUUUUGUACAGGGAGUAGCUUGGGAUCCGAAAAACGAACUUGUUGCAACAUUAAGUACAGACAGAUCAUGUAGGAUAUACAACAUAUGUAGUAGAUCAUGUAUACACAAUGUUCACAAGAUGACUCUACCCUCAAAACCUCAAACCACCGAGAUAGAUGAAAAUAAAGACACAGAAAAUAAAGAUACUAAACCAAAGUCUUUCAGGAUGUUUCAUGAUGAUACAAUGCGUUCAUUUUUCCGGCGGUUAACAUUUACACCUGAUGGCGAGUUGUUGAUAGUACCAGCUGGUUGUGUUGAAGCUGAUCCGGUUACUAAUGCUACAUUCAUAUUUACUAGACAUUGUUUAUCCAAACCUGCUCUAUAUCUACCUAGUCCAGAAAAAGUUACAAUAGCUGUUAGAUGUUGUCCUACCAAAUUUCAGUUAAGAAAAAUUCAGAGAAAACAAAAUGAAGAAAAAUCAACAGAAAAAGCAAGUGAAGAUUUAAAAGAAUGGGAGAAAUACUCAACUUUGUUCUGUUUACCAUACCAGACUUGUGUUUUUGCUGUAGCUACAGAAGAUUCUAUACAAAGCUAUAUGAUACACAACAGGCCCCAACCAAUUUGGUUUUUUAUAACAAAUAUACAUUAUCAUCAACUUCAGUGA
Molecule: messenger RNA, 1271 nt
Organism: Ruditapes philippinarum (Manila clam)
Lineage: Eukaryota; Metazoa; Mollusca; Bivalvia; Venerida; Veneridae
Product: chromatin assembly factor 1 subunit B-like
Exons: 12
Coding region: 126-1271 (381 amino acids)
Biological process (GO): nucleosome assembly; DNA replication-dependent chromatin assembly
Cellular component (GO): CAF-1 complex; nucleus
Molecular function (GO): protein binding
Source: RefSeq, a predicted model, not a curated record